AACAUUUAUAUUUUUAUACAAAAAAAGAAAAUCUUAAAAAUAAGUUGUAGAACUAUGUUUUAUAAGCGCCUUAAAAAGCGUGUCGAGCAGUGAAAAAGAAACGUAUACAAUUGACUGGGACAGAGGGAGUACGUAAAUACUAAAAUCUUGGCAUGAAUCCAGCAUAUAAUUUCAAUUCAUCAGCCUCUUCUUUUGGCUUUUUAGAUCUUAAUAAAGAUCAUAUGCCAGAAUAUCAACAAUAUGCCUCCACCACUAAUCAUUCAGCACUACUUCAGCAGGCUACUGCAACUUCUUCAAAAUGUCCUGCUUUCUUCAAUUUAACUCCAGAUCACCAGACCGGGAGUCACCUCGGAGACUAUCCUCAAUCUUUGCAGAAGGUCACUGAAAAGUCUGUGCUAGAGGGAUCAAGUGCAGGGCAUGUAUUUUAUGCUUCUUCUCCGCAAACAGAAGAAGAUAAUACCAAGGACCACAAGAAAAUGGUUGAUCAUGAAAACAUAAGUACGAGUACUGAAGGUGACGGAUCAAUGAGAUGGAUGUCCUCCAAAAUGAGGGUGAAGAGAAAAAUAUUGCCUUCGAGUAAUAACCAUAGUGAUCAGAUCAAUUUUUCUGACCACGGUAAUAGCAGCACUGACGUGGUCGUUCGAGUAUGUUCUGAUUGUAACACAACCAGAACUCCUCUUUGGAGAGGUGGUCCUCGAGGUCCUAAGUCACUGUGUAAUGCUUGUGGGAUUCGUCGAAGGAAAGCAAGAAAGGCCAUAGCACUAGCAGCUCAUAAUAGUAUCGAAAGCGUUAGUAAAAUGGAUCAGCACUCUUCUACAAGGCCUUCAAAAUUUCACAAGGGAAAGAAAUUGCAUACAACUUAUCAUGAUGUCACACACUCUCGCCAAACAACUGGCAACUCAAAGCUUAGUUUCGAGGACUUUGCAAUGAGUUUAGUUAACAAGAAAUCAGCUGAAUUGUUCCCUGGGGACGAAGAAGAAGCCGCAAUCCUUCUAAUGACUCUUUCUUGUAGCCUUAUUUCUGGUUGAAGCUAACUAAUCAGUUUGCUACAUGAUUAUGUACAAUGGUAUCUGUUAAUUUUGUGAACUUGUGCCUGUAUUAAUGUGGAGAAGUGAGAUCUAAUAUUGUAAUAAGAGCAAGUCCAACAGUGUCUAGUUGGAGCCCUAAACAUAAUAUAAGAAAUUAUGUCCUGGUAGUUUAUGACAUAUUCUACUUGUAAUUUUAACUCCAACGAUGUGCUUUAUUUUCACUAUAUGUUUAAUAUUUUAUUAUUAAAA
Messenger RNA from Daucus carota subsp. sativus, 1277 nucleotides. Its product is annotated as putative GATA transcription factor 22. Gene Ontology annotation, biological process: regulation of DNA-templated transcription. NCBI's taxonomy places the organism in Eukaryota, Viridiplantae, Streptophyta, Magnoliopsida, Apiales, Apiaceae. Bases 153 to 1028 code for a protein of 291 amino acids. The record is from RefSeq and is a predicted model, not a curated record. Gene Ontology annotation, molecular function: sequence-specific DNA binding; zinc ion binding. The transcript is spliced from 3 exons.